Messenger RNA from Dicrocoelium dendriticum, 1402 nucleotides. The record is from the annotation of a GenBank genome assembly. NCBI's taxonomy places the organism in Eukaryota, Metazoa, Platyhelminthes, Trematoda, Plagiorchiida, Dicrocoeliidae.
CAGAAAUAAUGUGUCCUUCUUGGGCAUGUACUUUGCGAAUUGAUAUAUUCCGCAUAUCAUACGCCGCAUGGGUCCACGUUUGCAUUCCUUCUUCGCUACUUUAGUUGGAACGUCGGUCGCCUUCACCUCAGGGUUGUCCUUGGGCUAUUCUUCGGCUGCCGCGUUUCAAGUGUUCUUCAGCUUGGGAUGGUCUUCGGUUUUCGCCAGUUCUUUGAACGUCGGUGGCCUCGUCGGGAGCCUUCUCUCUGGUUACUUACUUUCAAAAUGUGGGCGCCGUUGGACCAUGUGUUUUGCAUGUCUAACUAGUGUUAUAGGGUGGAUGUCUCUUCGCGUUUCUUCCAAAAGCGUAUACGAGGCUUAUUCUCCCACAAUUUUGUUCAUUUUUGGACGAAUUCUAACGGGUGUUUCUGCUGGCAUUGCGAUCCCAUCUUCAGCUACUUAUUUGAUAGAAAUCGCCCCACGCGAAUCCCACGCGUUGUUCUGCACGCUCACUCAAAUAGGGAUCGUCUCUGGCAUUAUGAUUGCAUACAUAUUUGGAGCUUGGUUACGGUGGGAGGACGCUGCUCUUGUGGACGCACUGAUUUCGCUUCUUUUGCUGGCUUUAAUUCCAUCUAUCGUUGAAUCACCCAAAUGGCUUUUCAAAGUUGGUCGAACGCAGCAGGCCAACGCAGCUCAUACUCGACUCUCUGGUGCGGCUUCUGUUCCACUCUGCAAUGAAUCGAUGUAUCCCGUCGAAGAGGGACUUGAACAUGACGCCCCUCUCAAACUGAGGGCACGCGAUUUCAUUCUGCCGUGUGGCGCCAUACCCCAAGCACAAAAGUCUCGGCUACGCGUGGCGAUGCUGCUCAUGGUGUUUCAACAGAUGUCCGGGAUCAAUGCCAUAUUGUAUUAUGCCGAAUCUGUGUGCAUGAUCGGUGGGUCCUCGUGGGCAACAAGGUGCGCCAUAUUAUUGGGCGUUGCACAGUUGGUGUUCACGGUCGGCGCGGCCUUCGUCAUCAAUCGUUUCUCCCGAAAGCGAAUGCUUCAAUGGAGUUCGUUGGUAAUGGCUGUGGCACAUUCACUUCACGGUGCAUUACUUCUAUAUGAUUCCACUCACCCUCUUGCCAAUAGUUUGGGCAAGAUCUUCAUACUACUAUUUCUCCUGGGGUUCUCUUUUGGCUGGGGUCCACUGCCCAUCUUGGUGUGCAUGGAUCUCUUCCCAACUUCCGUUCGAGGAUUCGGUGCCGCCGCCGCAAUCGCUGUGAAUUGGAUCACCAGCUUUGUAGUUACCUUUGCCUUCGAGCCACUUGGCUUGCUACUCGGAAUGUCCACACUUUAUUUUGCCUUUGCUUUAUUUUGUGUAUUUGGUUAUUUGUUCACCGGUCGUUAUGUGCCGGAUUCCUCGAAGGCGGACUUGCUGUGA